CUCUCCAGUGUCCACCCAGUGUCCACUCGUUGUCCGGCCAUGCCGCGGCCGCGUCCGGCCGAGCGUUACCGGCAGCGCUGGCGCCGGCUGCGCCGCGCGGCGCGGGCGCUGGUGCUGGAGAACGGCGCCCUCUGCGACGAGGUCGCCCGGCUGGAGGCCAAGUGGCUGCGAGCCCGCGGCCAGCGGCGAUUCCUGCUCGGACGCCUGCUCGGACACCGCGCCCGAGCGGCCGGAGAGGCGGUCAAGCGGCCGAGGAGAGCCCGGACGGCUCCGGCCAGGGGGAGGGGGGGUGGGGCAGCGGUCAGUGGUCAAUGGUCGGCGGGGUCCAAGGAUGACCAGUGGUCAUCGGGGUCCAAAAAUGACCAGUGGUCAUCUGGGUCCAAGAGUGACCAGUGGUCAUCUGGGUCCAAGAGUGACCAGUGGUCAGCUGGAGGAAGAGCUGGAAGCAAGGAUGACCAGUGGUCAGAGGGGUUGAAGAGUGACCAGUGGUCAUCUGGGUCCAAAAAUGACCAGUGGUCAUCUGGAGGAAGAUCUGGAUCCAAGAGUGACCAGUGGUCAUCUGAGUCAAAGAGUGACCAGUGGUCAUCUGGCUCCAAGAGUGACCAGUGGUCAUCUGGCUCCAAAAGUGACCAGUGGUCAUCUGGAGGAAGAUCUGGAUUGAAGGAUGACCAGUGGUCAACUGGUGGAAGACCAGUAGGGUCCAAGGAUGACCAGUGGUCAUCGGGCUCCAAGAGUGACCAGUGGUCAUCAGGCUCCAAGAGUGACCAGUGGUCAUCGGGCUCCAAGAGUGACCAGUGGUCAUCGGGCUCCAAGAUGGCCCCCAAGGACGACCAGCGGUCAGCAGGAGGAAGAGCAGCGGUCACCAAGGAUGACCAGUGGUCAUCUGGCUCCAGAGCGACGUCCGGCGGGCUCCGGCCGCUCCAGGAGCCCCGUCCGGCCCGAGAUGACCGCAAGGCCAACGCCGAGGGCUCGGGACGGCGGCGCGGCCGCGAGGAGGAGGAGGAGGAGGAAGAUGACCGCGAGGAGGACGAGGAUGACCGCGAGGAGGACGAAGAUGACCGCGAGGAGGACGAGGAUGACCACGAGGAGGACGAGGAUGACCACGAGGAGGACGAGGAGGAGGAGGAGGAGGAGGAAGGGGCCGCUCUGGCCUUUGGCUACUCCGACCUUUUCCUGGGUAGCCCUGCGGGCUCGGACGAGUGACCAAUAAAUGACCGCGGCCGGAGGGGCUCGGACGGGCCCUGGGCGAGCCUUGGGAGUUCUUUGGCCACUCCUGGUGACCACUUGACCACCCCCAGUGACCAUUUGACCACCCCAAUGACCCCUU
This is a messenger RNA of Poecile atricapillus (Black-capped chickadee), 1327 nucleotides long. RefSeq lists its product as uncharacterized. Bases 40 to 1203 code for a protein of 387 amino acids. The record is from RefSeq and is a predicted model, not a curated record. The transcript is spliced from 2 exons. NCBI's taxonomy places the organism in Eukaryota, Metazoa, Chordata, Aves, Passeriformes, Paridae.